Molecule: messenger RNA, 1997 nt
Organism: Cynara cardunculus var. scolymus (artichoke)
Lineage: Eukaryota; Viridiplantae; Streptophyta; Magnoliopsida; Asterales; Asteraceae
Product: somatic embryogenesis receptor kinase 1-like
Exons: 11
Coding region: 12-1913 (633 amino acids)
Biological process (GO): protein phosphorylation
Molecular function (GO): protein binding; protein kinase activity; ATP binding
Source: RefSeq, a predicted model, not a curated record
AUACGAAUGUGAUGAGGAGAGAAUCGGCGAUGUCGUUUGUGGUAUGGUUGAUAAUGGUGGUUCAUCCAGUUAAGCUCGUUUAUGCAAACGUGGAAGGUGAUGCUUUGCAUAGUUUGAGGACCAACUUAAAGGAUCCUAAUAGUGUGCUUCAAAGUUGGGAUCCAACUCUUGUUAAUCCUUGCACAUGGUUUCAUGUUACCUGCAAUAAUGAUAACAGUGUUAUAAGAGUUGAUUUGGGAAAUGCAGCUCUUUCUGGUACUUUAGUCUCGCAACUUGGACUUUUGAAGAAUUUGCAGUACUUAGAACUAUACAGCAAUAACUUAAGUGGUCCGAUCCCCAACGACCUUGGAAAUCUGACAAACUUGGUGAGUUUGGAUUUGUAUCUCAAUGGUUUCUCUGGCCCGAUUCCAGUCACAUUGGGCAAGCUCUCGAAGUUGCGGUUCCUCCGGCUUAACAAUAACAGCCUGACUGGUCCAAUUCCUUUGCCGUUGACUAAUAUAACGUCGUUGCAAGUGCUGGAUCUAUCAAAUAAUCGUCUCUCAGGACUAGUUCCAGAUAGUGGCUCCUUCUCGCUGUUUACGCCGAUCAGUUUUGCUAAUAACCUGGAUCUUUGUGGGCCCGUUACUGGACGUCCUUGUCCGGGUUCCCCUCCGUUUUCUCCACCUCCACCAUUUGUGCAACCACCCCCGAUUGCUGUACCAGGUGAUUGCCUCUUGCAUUGUGUUUCAGGAGGAAAAAGUGCUACUGGAGCCAUAGCUGGAGGAGUUGCUGUUGGGGCGGCACUACUGUUUGCCGCCCCUGCCCUUGCAUUUGCAUGGUGGCGCCGCCGAAAGCCUCAAGAAUUUUUCUUUGACGUGCCUGCUGAAGAAGAUCCCGAAGUUCAUUUGGGACAACUUAAAAGAUUUUCUUUAAGGGAGUUGCAAGUUGCAACAGAUAGUUUUAGCAACAAAAACAUAUUGGGUAGAGGUGGAUUUGGUAAAGUAUACAAAGGACGGUUAGCUGAUGGCUCGUUGGUGGCUGUAAAACGACUGAAGGAAGAACGAACGCCUGGUGGAGAGCUCCAGUUUCAAACGGAAGUCGAGAUGAUUAGCAUGGCUGUUCAUCGUAAUCUCCUUCGUUUAAGGGGAUUUUGUAUGACACCUACCGAAAGAUUACUCGUUUAUCCAUAUAUGGCCAACGGAAGUGUUGCAUCAUGUUUGAGAGAGCGCCCACCAAACGAGCCGCCACUGGAUUGGCCUACUCGGAAACGCAUUGCUCUAGGGUCUGCUAGAGGACUUUCGUAUUUGCAUGAUCAUUGCGACCCGAAGAUCAUUCAUCGUGAUGUUAAAGCAGCAAAUAUUUUGUUGGACGAGGAGUUCGAGGCUGUUGUUGGAGAUUUCGGUUUGGCUAGACUCAUGGACUACAAGGAUACGCAUGUUACAACCGCUGUACGUGGCACGAUCGGGCAUAUCGCUCCCGAGUAUCUCUCGACCGGAAAAUCAUCAGAAAAAACAGAUGUUUUCGGGUAUGGGAUCAUGCUUUUGGAACUGAUUACCGGACAGAGAGCCUUCGAUCUUGCUCGACUAGCUAAUGACGACGAUGUUAUGUUACUCGAUUGGGUGAAAGGGCUUUUGAAAGAGAAGAAACUGGAGAUGCUGGUUGACCCGGAUCUAGAAACGAAUUACAUAGCGACGGAAGUGGAACAACUGAUACAGGUGGCGUUGCUAUGCACACAAGGGUCUCCGAUGGACCGGCCAAAGAUGUCGGACGUGGUUAGGAUGCUGGAAGGGGACGGGUUGGCGGAAAGAUGGGAGGAGUGGCAGAAGGUGGAGGUCCUCCGCCAUGAACUGGAUCUUGUGCCGCUUCCCAACUCCGAUUGGAUUCUUGAUUCCACUGAUAACUUGCAUGCAGUCGAAUUAUCGGGACCAAGGUGAUGAUGUAAAAUUGGAAACAAAUUUAGGGGUGUUGUAAUCCCACACUCUAUUUUGGCACGUAUAGCUUCUAAAGUCAUUAUGAUA